This is a messenger RNA of Nannospalax galili (Upper Galilee mountains blind mole rat), 1572 nucleotides long. RefSeq names its product deoxyribonuclease 2 beta (gene Dnase2b). Bases 69 to 1142 code for a protein of 357 amino acids. Gene Ontology annotation, biological process: apoptotic DNA fragmentation. Gene Ontology annotation, molecular function: deoxyribonuclease II activity. Lineage: Eukaryota; Metazoa; Chordata; Mammalia; Rodentia; Spalacidae. The transcript has 6 exons. The record is from RefSeq and is a predicted model, not a curated record.
AGGACUGCCUGAGGACUUCAAACCCAGACUCCACAGUCCACGGAACGGAAUAAAGGCAACAGAUAGAAAUGACAGCAAAACCUCUAGGAACAGCCCUUUCUUUGCUCUUCCUUGCUCUUCCUGGGGUCCUGGGCGUACCGACAAUCUCCUGCAGAAAUGAAGAAGGUGCAGCUGUGGAUUGGUUUGUCUUUUAUAAGUUACCCAAAAGACAAGGCAAGGACGGUGGAGAGACUGGGCUGGGGUACCUGUACAUGGACCCCUCAACCAGGAGCUGGAGGAGGAGCGAGAAGCUAAUGAACACCAACAGGAGUGCAUUGGGAUGGACCUUACAGCAGCUGUACGAAGCCUAUCCCUCCAAGAGCAACAACACAGCAUAUGUCAUGUACAAUGAUGGUAUCCCUAAGUCUUCAAAUUACAGCAGGAAGUACGGACACACCAAAGGUCUACUGCUGUGGAACAGGGUCCAGGGGUUCUGGCUGAUCCAUUCUAUUCCCGGGUUUCCUCCAAUCCCAGAAGAAGGCUAUGAUUAUCCAUCCACGGGGAGAUGGAACGGACAAAACGGCAUCUGCAUAACUUUCAAAUACAGCCAGUAUGAAGCAAUAGAUUCUCAGCUCUUGGUCUCCAACCCAAACAUCUACAGCUGUUCCAUUCCAGCCACCUUUCACCAGGAGCUUGUCCACAUACCCCAGCUGUGCUCCAAGUCCAGUUCCUUAAAGGUCCCUGGCCGGCAGCUCACCACACUUCAGUCAGCCCAGGGACAAAACUUCCUCCAUUUUGCAAAAUCGGAUUCUUUUCUUGACGACAUCUUUGUAGCCUGGAUGGCGCAGCAGCUAAAGACGCACUUGCUGGCAGAAACCUGGCGGCGAAAGAGACAAGAGCUUCCUUCAAACUGCUCUCUCGCGUACCAUGUCUACAACAUCAAAGCCAUCAAGACAGCUCGGCAAUCUUAUUUUAGUUCUUACCAGGACCAUGCCAAAUGGUGUGUUUCUCGAAAGGGCACCAGAAAUCGCUGGACCUGUAUUGGAGACCUAAAUCGGAGCCCAUACCAGGCCUUCAGAAGUGGAGGCUUCAUUUGUACCCAGAAUCGACACAUCUACCAAGCAUUUCAGAAAUUAGUUCUGUAUUAUGAGGACUGUAACUAAACUUUGGGGAAAGAUCCAUCCAUGCUCUGUCGUUGAAAAUAUUAACUGUGGACCUUCUCACUUUAGACCCGUUCUGUAUAUAUUAAAAGCUUUAAAUAUACAAAACGUAGCACCAAAUCAAACACUUCCAGCCCAUAUUUACCACUUUAUGUUUCAAUUAGUAGAAAUUUACCUACUUUGAGUUUAUGGCAGAAUAAACCUCAACCAUGAUGUGCAGAUAAUGGUAACUGGAAAUGAAAUGUUUCCUUGCAGCUUAGUCAGCCCCAGCUGUCUUUGGCUGAAUUCCCCCUAAAGUUCCUCCUCGCUAGUUUACGGUUGCCUUGUCAUUUUUGUCAACACUAUUUGCUAAUAAUGAUAUGUUCUUGAACUGCUCACUUCAAUUCCUUGUACUGUUUUUUUUCGUUGUUGUUCUUUUCUUUUUUGUCUUUUU